Aureobasidium namibiae CBS 147.97 is the source of this 2328-nucleotide messenger RNA. RefSeq lists its product as uncharacterized. Gene Ontology annotation, biological process: endoplasmic reticulum to Golgi vesicle-mediated transport; protein localization to phagophore assembly site. The coding region runs from base 1 to 2328 and encodes 775 amino acids. The record is from RefSeq and is a predicted model, not a curated record. Gene Ontology annotation, cellular component: cytoplasmic vesicle; phagophore assembly site; TRAPPIII protein complex. NCBI's taxonomy places the organism in Eukaryota, Fungi, Ascomycota, Dothideomycetes, Dothideales, Saccotheciaceae. The transcript has 2 exons.
AUGACGUCCACCCCCACCGACGCGGCCUUGCAGUCACCGCUCCAAAGCGACUCCGAGUCGGCCACCCACACUCCCCACUCGGCCACCCAUCGAGCACUACCUAGACUAUCCUUACCAUAUCGCCGCUCAAAUGCUUCCGUCGCCAGCUUGUUUGCAUCCACAUCAUCCGCGCAACAUUCGCCCACCGCAUCUGGAACCUCGACACCACCUGCCGGAGUCGUCAAUGCCUCCGUCUUCUCUCCACCUGCCAUAAGACUGGCUAAUGCCCUGAAUUCGCCCACUACCGCCGCUCAACCCGACGAGGCUCGACAGCUGGUCUUGCGCGCCUUUGCUCCUCGCGUCUCCGUCCUCGCAUCCGAUGAUUGUCAAGAGUUGUUGCGCCACAAGGGCAUACACGGCGGUCUCCUCGAAUUGCUGCGCCCCUUCGGAGAAACUGUAGGAGGGAGGGUCGUUGUCAGAGAUAGCACUGGUGCCAGCAGACCAUGGGACGACUUUGGAAUCAGAUUCACUGGCGUUUCCGACGGCCUUGAGCCCCCGAGAUUGGAUGCUAGCCCAUCCGACCUGCCCGAAUACCGUCCUGCGCGCUUACGUACCGGAGGAGACGUCGAACAGAUUGAUGAACUCGUCGCCCGCCACCUCCAACAUGCCCAGGAUCAGCCAACUGCCCAAGACUAUUUCUCUGCUCCCGAAACAAAACGACAUCCAUCACAACUCACCCCAUUUUAUACCCUUUACCUCCGCAGGCUUCUCUCCGGAAUCCCCGUAACACCACACGAAACCUUCUCUCAUCCAGUCGCCCUUGUAAUAGCAAUCAGCUCUCGCAAUCCAGCCCCCAUAGACGAACUCCGCACUCUUUAUACCAGUUCCAACACCGGCCAGCAUAAACCACCGCCAUGGGUUAACAACGAGUUUCUACGAUAUUAUGUCCUCAUUCAUGACGAAGACCACGACGACAUUACAAAGUCCACCGCCUUGUAUGAACAGAUGAAGCGUCAUUUUGGUUUACACUGCCACUUGCUGCGUUUACGAAGUAACGAGUGCCUUCCUUCAGACGACGACAGCAUGCGAUUACCCACUUGCGAGUGGCUUUCUGCCGGGGAGGAGUUGGGCGAGAUAGCCAAUAGAGAAAGCUCCGAGGUUGACGACGACCCUACACCAUACAUAUUCGAAUCCGAUGCCGCCGCAAUCCGUGCUUUUGUUCGUGAAAUGGUCACUCAAUCAGUAGUGCCAGGCAUGGAACGCCUAUCCGCAUUAUGGAACAACGAAGUAGCAUCACGACGACGAGGCAUCGCUGGAAAACUCGGCCUGGUAUCCAAACGCUUCACCUUUGGUUUCUCCUCGCGGGGCUCCUCGACUGGUAUCGGCGGCUCCAACAGCAACUACGACGCCCUCCAAGGCUUCUACAAACCCGACACCCCAGAAGCCGUAUUGCGCAAACUCGCUGAUUAUGCAUUCAUGCUGCGCGACUUUAAGCUUGCGCAGAGUACUUAUGAUCUCCUCUGUACAGACUACAAAAACGACAAGGCGUGGAAACACUACGCGGGCGCUAAUGAAAUGGCUGCGCUUACGGCUUUACUGGCUGCACCCGUCGUGUCCUCACGCGUCCGUGUUGACUCGCUCGAUCAAUUGCUGGAAACGGCGUAUUACUCCUACCUCACGCGUUGCUCAGCACCCUACUCUGCUUUACGCACUUUGAUCAUCGGCACAGAACUGUUGCAAUUACGUGGGGGCUCGGCUCUAGACGACUCUGCGCGCUGGGCAACGCGCAUCCUCGAAGACAGAUUAGUGGGAGCCACAGGGCACGCACUGUUACUCGAACGCAUUGCAUCCUGCUAUUCGUCUCGUCGCGGCCACGGAGCCCUGCAAUCAGGCUCCCGACAACGAAAAGCGGCAUUCUACCACAUCCUAGCCGCAGAAGCGUGGUUGAAAUUGCAAAAGCAGAGGCAGAGUGAGCAGAAUCUUGCGUUGGCUAUGCAGAUCUACAAUGCUGUUUCUCCCUCUGCCACUGUCUCUAUAACUCAAGGCACUCUCUCAUCCUUCGAGCAUAUGCAAGCUUUCCUCGUGGAUCUCAAGCAAGCAGUUACGGAAAGCAGGCCUGCGACUGCCGAUGCCGAUGAGUCGAAAGUAGAAGAGUCGGCAGAUGUGGAAGCCAUUCAAGAACAACCAUCCAGUGGCCAACGCAGUCAUGCUAGAAGUUUCAGUUCUGCUGUUGCAACUGAUGCUUCUUCUGCUGCUGCACCACAGGCUUUGGAUCCAUUGGGUGUGUUGGCGCCAAGUAGUCCCACGCUUGAAGAGCGACCGGAUCCUAAAAACGAUGGAUUUGAGUAG